This is a messenger RNA of Penicillium angulare, 645 nucleotides long. RefSeq lists its product as uncharacterized. NCBI's taxonomy places the organism in Eukaryota, Fungi, Ascomycota, Eurotiomycetes, Eurotiales, Aspergillaceae. The transcript is spliced from 2 exons. The coding region runs from base 1 to 645 and encodes 214 amino acids. The record is from RefSeq and is a predicted model, not a curated record.
AUGUGGGCCAGUCUCAUCAGAUUUGGGACAAUCGCGACAUUAGCUGCUGCCCUUUCGGCGUCGCACGAGAUUCACUUGCCUUAUAUGCGUGAACAAAAACCGGCACAUGAAGCCUUGUACUAUGUGCCAAUAGUGUGGUCAGUACAUGAUGACGACCUACUUGCGAAUGGUGACCGAGUUUUUCCACCGACCUCCGCGAUGACAAUCGAUGCAGAGUUGUGUGCGUACUCAAAAGGGUGUAUUGGAGCUCACGUGAGCCUCAAGUACUCAUUGGAAGCCAGCAUGAUGUUGCAUUCCAAAGGUCGCACAGAUGACGCUCCCACCAAGGAAGGGGUGAGAGUUUUGGUGGGGUUGACAGACAGCACGGGUGAGCCUAUCACGCCAAGUUUCAUCGCCAUUGAAGUAACCGGAUACCAUGGAGGUGCUACGCAUAUCACUGCAAUUCGACUGAUUCCAUCUGAUACGAUAUCUAAGGACUUCAUGAAAUCCGUGAAAACUUCAAGUAUGAGAGGCGGUCAAUUGAGGACCCAUCUCCCAAAUCAGCAUCCCAACCAAAGAAUCAACCAAUGGACUAUACCGCGAAAGCGACGAAGGUCUUCGGCAUCGCUGAAUUCUCUUCCAAGAGACUUUGAAGAUUCAUACUAG